GCAUGUGUAUAUAUAUAAAUAUAUAUAAAUAUAUAUAUGUAUAUAUAUGUGAGGAGGCAAGGACACACACUGCACAGAGCAUCCUCUGUUCUCCUAAGGAAGGACACCAGGACCUCCUCUUCCCCCUUUUCUUCUUCUGUUUUCCAUCUUUCCUCGGAGACAUGGAUCUAUGCCUGGAGCCGCCGCGGAUUUGCCGGGGCUGGCGGCUUUUCUUGGUCCUCUUGCUUCUCACCCUCCUCUUUCGGGACCACCUGAGCUCCAUGCUGGACUGCCCGCCGACGUGCAGCUGCUCGCCCACCGAGAUCUAUUGCAAUAAGUCGGACAGCGGGCGCUUCUUCCCGCUGUUGGCGGUGCAGGAUGGAGCCAACGGCAGCGGAGCCGUGGACAUAGCUGACUUGUUCAAAAACAUCACGUCCAUACACAUUGAGAACUGGACGGGAUUGCAGACUUUACGGGAUGUGGACAUGGAACUCUACACUGGGCUGCAGAGACUCACCAUCAUGAAUUGCAACCUGAAGGUGAUCCAGCCCCGAGCCUUUGCUCAGAAUCCACACCUACGCUAUAUAAACCUGUCAAAGAAUCCUCUCAGCACUCUGUCCUGGCAGCUCUUCAAGCACCUUCAACUUACCGAGCUGCGACUGGACGGCGUGGUGUUCGACUGCGGCUGCAAUAUCCGCUGGAUGCAGCUGUGGCAGGAGCGAGGCGAGGCCAACCUUCACACGCAACAGCUCUACUGCAGGAGCGGCGCUUCCAAAAUGAAGCUGCACCACAUGUACAUACAAAACUGCGACUUGCCAGAGAUCAGUGUGAGUCACAGCAGCGUGUUAGUGAUCGAAGGCGACAAUGUGACAGUGAGCUGUAAUGGAUCCGGAUCACCCCUGCCUGAAGUGGACUGGACCGUCAACGGCCUCAACUCCAUCAACACACACCAGUCCAAUGUUUACUGGCCCGACAUCCACUCCAUCAACCUGACGCUGUUCAACAUCAGCCGCGACGACAACAACUUCCAGCUGACGUGCAUCGCUGAGAACGUGGUGGGCAUGACCAACUCGUCUCUUCAGCUCAACGUGCAGUUUCCCCCGGUCAUCCUCCACCUGGCCGAGCCCGACCGGCGCCUCGACACCUGCAUCCAGUUCACGGUGCGAGGUUACCCCCACCCGAAGCUGCGUUGGUUCCACAAGAACAAGGAGAUCCUGCACAACCAGUACAUCCGUAUGGAGAUGGACUUCUACCAGGACAACUUGGAGGGCUGCCUGAACUUCCAGAACCCGACGCACAUCAACAACGGCAACUACACCCUGGAGGCUAGCAACUCGCUCGGGACGGUCACCAAGACGGUCUAUGGGCAUUUCCUCAUGGCGCCCGGCAUUGACGACGAAGACGUGGUGGAGCUGGUCCCCUCGGCGCCCACAGAUUCGGAUUCGGGCCGCCCGGACGAGGACACAUUUGGGGUCUCUAUCGCGGUGGGCCUGGCGGGCUUUGCCUGCGUCCUCCUCCUCGUCCUUUUCGUGCUCAUCAACAAAUACGGACGACGUUCCAAGUUCGGCAUGAAAGGUCCGGUGGCUGUGAUCAGCGGCGAGGAAGACUCAGCCAGCCCUCUUCAUCACGUCAACCACGGAAUUAUAACGCCGUGCACGCUUGACGCGGGACCGGACGCCGUCGUCAUCGGGAUGACUCGCAUCCCCGUGGUAGAAAACCCGCAGUACUUCCGACACGGACACAACUGCAACAAGCCCGCCACCCUGGUGCAGCAUAUUAAACGCAGAGACAUCAUCCUUAAGCGGGAGCUCGGCGAGGGAGCCUUCGGAAAAGUCUUCCUGGCCGAGUGUUACAACCUAAGUCCCACCAAGGACAAGAUGCUGGUGGCUGUCAAGACGCUGAAGGAUCCUAACCUGUCGGCGAGAAAGGACUUCCAGAGGGAGGCUGAGCUGCUAACCAACCUGCAGCACGACCACAUCGUCAAGUUCUAUGGCGUGUGCGUGGAUGGUGACCCCCUCAUCAUGGUCUUUGAGUACAUGAAGCACGGAGACCUCAACAAGUUCCUCAGAGCUCACGGCCCGGACGCCAUGAUCCUAGUAGACGGCCAGCCGCUACAGUCCAACGGCGAGCUAGGCCUCUCCCAGAUGCUGCACAUCGCCUCCCAAAUCGCGGCGGGCAUGGUCUACCUGGCCUCGCAGCACUUUGUCCACCGAGACCUGGCCACCCGCAACUGCCUGGUGGGCAACGGCUUGCUCGUCAAGAUCGGCGACUUCGGCAUGUCGAGGGACAUCUACAGCAGUGACUACUACAGGGUCGGAGGACACACCAUGCUACCCAUCCGCUGGAUGCCUCCCGAGAGCAUCAUGUACAGGAAGUUCUCCACAGAGAGCGACGUGUGGAGCUUUGGUGUUAUUUUGUGGGAGAUCUUCACAUACGGCAAGCAGCCUUGGUUUCAGCUGGGUAACAACGAGGUCAUCGACUGCAUCACGCAGGGUCGCGUGCUGGACCGACCCCGCGUUUGCCCCAAGGAGGUGUACGAUAUCAUGCUAGGCUGCUGGCAGCGUGAGCCGCAACAGCGGCUCAACAUCAAGGACAUCCAGAAGGUCCUGUUCGCCAUGGGGAAGGCCACGCCCGUCUACCUUGACAUCCUGGGCUAGAGACUCAUCCAGUACGGGAAUAGCCAAACCGAUCCCCCCCUACCCCUCCCCCCUGCGUCACUGUCGAGGAAAACCACCUACAAUGUUUGGGAAGGACUUAAGUGCCUGCAACACUUUUGGAUAUAGUGGAUAAAACAACAAACAACAAAAACAACAAAAAAUACGCACUUUUACAUUUUGUUUACUUGCUGUACAGGUUUGAAGACGUUUCUUUUUCCCCUCCCCACAAAAAAAACAAAAAAACAGAUAUUGAGAUUGACGACGAAAAAGGGCCACGGUUUGAUAGGAAGAGUUAGAACCCACCUUGGCGUUUGGUUUUAUGAAUAUAUAUAGAAAUGUGACAUAUAUUUUAUAUUUAUUUGUUUUUUUUUUUUCGUUUUUGUCGAGGUCCCGGCAGGGCGCCGCCCGCCCUGCCCGAGAUGCCGCCGACCAAAACUGUUGAGACUUUUCAAAAAGGAUGGAAGCCUUACUUUGCACUCUGAUUGGCUGGAAUGCGAUGCGGCGGCGGCGGCGGGAGGAAACGGAAAGGACCAAUCCGACAAACAGACAAAUCUAUUUUAAUUUAAAAAGGAAAAACAAAAAGAGAAUGUACAUAUUGUAAAGUUCUACGUGUCAAAAGUUAUGUUAACUUAUUUUUUGCCAACUUUUAUUUCCCAUUCCUUUUUCUGACUGUGAUCUGGGUGGCUGACAGUGAGCCGACCGACCGCCGGUGGGAAAAGCCACAAAGAAAGACUUUGGCGUCACGCCACCUCACUGCUACUCUCGCUCGGGACAUUGCGUUCCUGCGGCCCAUGCGCUCACGCACACAAAUGCGCUGUCAUUUUUAGAUUGAGGGGAAAACUGCUGUUUUUCUUUUUUUUUUUUAAAACCAGAGUAAGAAGUUAGCUAUUUUUGGUUGCAGGUGUUUUCCCCUCCUGCAAGGAAACUCACAGAAGAAACUUUAGACUUUAAUAAUUCAACGUUUUCUUUCUUUGCUUAUCUGCUUUCUUGCCGGGAGUUAGCCGAGGCACUCGCUCUCAUGUUCAAGAGGAAAGCCACCGCCGUCAAGAGAGAGGCUCGAUAUAACUCGGAAACAGGCUAAAGCAAAAAGUGUGCAGUGAGUGAUCGCAGUGUCAGGUGGAAUUAGGAUCUAUAGAGUAAAACAUUUCUGCCAGUAGGAGGCGCUUAAGGUUGUGGUCUUUUGUCAAAAUGUGGAGAUAACGAGUUAUCAAGCUUGGUGGGCAGACCCCGCCGGAACCAGACUGGCUUCCUGUGCCUUUCGGGAUGUUUUUUUGUGGGUCUGCUUGUGUCAUACAUGUCCACCAAAUCUAAUGUUCGCAAUGAACCAAUUUUUUUUUUUUAACCUUGUGGUGCUGCAGUUAUUAGAAUUUCAUGUUUGUGUGUGAAUCGUCAAACUUUGCCACCGAACUCUACACACAAGCAAGAAAAAUUCACAAUUUAGCGUCGCCCAUUUGUCUAGUAUGUGAAGUUGAAAUUUGACAUGGCUACUAAAUCUCAUUUUUCACAAUGUUUUGAUGGCUGUAUUUUCAAAAAAAUCUGGUGGAGCUUGAUACUAACGAACUGAUUUGGUGAAGAAACAGGAAAUGGUUUUGAGCUGCCACGGCAAUUAGAUGCUAAUCAACAUGAUAGCACACACUAGCGCUCUUGGGAAACAGAUUUAGCCUGAGCUCAUUCCAGAAAAAGAUUACAGAAAGUAUAAAUAAGUUCACUUGUAUAUUACAUUUUAGGUUCAUUGUGAAAUUCGUGUGAGAGUCCAAAAUGUAGGUUUUUGAGAGUAGUGUAAGUUUGCCGCCCAAACUUGUAGAGGAAGUUACAAACUUGAGUCACCCCCACGAGACUGCUAGCCAGCUAGCUCCGCCGGGACUCAACAAACCAGAUUAGCGCUUAAUUAGCCAACAUCAGAUGAACUGGAAAAUCUUUUUUUUCUUCUUCAUUUCAAGGCCACUGCUUCAGCCUGUUUCCGAUGAGGGAAAACGUGACGCUGUGCAAACUGACCGUGUAAUUUUAUUUUCCCCGUGCUGCACCUCCACCUAAAUGUCAACUGCAGAGUGUUUUAUCUCGAGAAUCAAGAAAAUGUCGCUUAUCCUUCACAUUUCUUCGUUUUGUUCUUUUGUCAGCGAGUUACACAUCGUCGCACCCGUGGCCUUUUGAGCGGAGACAAGCUGAUAAAAAAAAACAGCCACUUCAGCCUCAAGCAGGUACUUUAUCGAUCUUGCAGUGAUCAGCAAAUUCCGAUGUUUUUUUUCCACUCAGUACGUUUACAUGCUCGCUUUAGUCCGACAUAUAAUCGGAGGAGUAUUUGGGAACUGUACGACUAAUUUUCUGUUUGAAAUAGUUUCUUCUUUUUCUAAUUUUAUACUUUGUCAUAGACUUUGAUUUCUGCAAGUGUAACAACUUUAUUUCCAUCAUAUUUUUGUAAAAAAAAAAAAAAUAGCAUCUCUUAUCAUUUCAGACUUAACCAGUAUUGUAAAAUUCAGAUCGAUUCUUGUAAAAUGUCAACUACGAUUUUCAAAGUUUUAAAUCCAGGACACAAAUGCGAAUUUUCUUUCUUCCACGACCCAAUAGAUAAAAAUUUUAAAUCGUUACAUACAUCUCUGAAUCUGGUUUCAGUUGGACUAACCUCCCAAAACGUCAUGUAAACAUAUUGAGUGACCCGAGUGUUGAAAUGUGCUGCCAUGGAUGUUUCCUCGUGGACUUUUAGCGACUUUUGUUGUGAGAUCUCUCGAGUACGCCGUGAAGGCGGGACGACAAGCCCUAGAAACUUUUUAUGUCUUCUCUUGUGGUGACCAUCAAAGACAUUCUGACACAAGUUGUGAUCAUUUGCAGGCUUUCAUGGUGAGUUCUUUCUUUUCACGGAUGAACUAACAACACUUUAUAUAUUUUUUGUUUGUUUUCCCCUUCUUGAGCAAAGCAAACGUUGGCUUCUUCUGACCAUGUACUCAUGUUACAGAAUAUAAAAAUGUGGUUUAACAGCUGCGGUAUAUUAAGGUACUGGUACUCCAUGAUAGCUCUUUGUAUUAAUGUGACUCUCUUUAAGAAAAUGUCUUAAAAACAAUCAGAUGA
Molecule: messenger RNA, 5699 nt
Organism: Syngnathus acus (greater pipefish)
Lineage: Eukaryota; Metazoa; Chordata; Actinopteri; Syngnathiformes; Syngnathidae
Gene: ntrk3b
Product: neurotrophic tyrosine kinase, receptor, type 3b
Exons: 17
Coding region: 3-2636 (877 amino acids)
Biological process (GO): protein phosphorylation; cell surface receptor protein tyrosine kinase signaling pathway; multicellular organism development
Cellular component (GO): plasma membrane; signaling receptor complex; axon
Molecular function (GO): transmembrane receptor protein tyrosine kinase activity; neurotrophin receptor activity; ATP binding
Source: RefSeq, a predicted model, not a curated record